AUGCCCUCCCUCCUCCGAGGAGCAGGCUUCAUCACAGGCGCAGCCUCUGGCAGACUCACCAAUCCACACCAAGGCAUCGGCAAAGCAACCGCCUUCUCCUUCGCCAAACACGGCGUCACGCAGCUGGCCCUCGCCGACAUCAACCUCAGUGCUGCCGAAACCACCGCCCGCGAAAUCCAAUCCCGCUUCCCGGGUACAGAAGUCCUGCCGCUGGCCCUUGACGUCGCGAACGAAGAGUCCGUCAGUGACGCUGUAACACAAACGGUUCGCCAAUUCGGGAGGAUCGAUUAUGCCGUGAAUAACGCCGGGAUCGCCGGCCCGGGGGCAUUAUCAGCGGAGCACAACGUUGACGACUGGAAGAGGACGAUCGAUGUCAAUCUGCAUGGUGUCUGGCUGAGCAGCAGGGCGCAGAUUGGCGUUAUGUUGGGGCAGGAGAGGAGGGAGGAUUCACCCCGUCACAACCGCGGGAUCAUCAUCAACGUAGCCUCUAUGUACGGCCUCCUCGCACCCUCGCUCAACACACCCGCCGUGGCAUACGCGGCAUCAAAGCACGGGGUUCUCGGCCUCACGCGCGCAGACGCCGUAGCCUAUGCGCCGAAGGGGAUCCGCAUCAACGCCAUCUGUCCCGGGUACGUGCAGACGCCGUUGGUACAGAGCUCGAUGCAUACGGGCGUGAUACAGCGGGAGGUCGACAAGAUUCCGGCUGGGCGGCUGGCGAGUAUGGAGGAGAUCGCGGACCAUAUUACGUUCCUGGCUUCGCCGUUGAGCAGUUAUAUGGUUGGGGCGGCGAUGGUGGCUGAUGGGUAA
Molecule: messenger RNA, 807 nt
Organism: Aspergillus mulundensis
Lineage: Eukaryota; Fungi; Ascomycota; Eurotiomycetes; Eurotiales; Aspergillaceae
Product: SDR family NAD(P)-dependent oxidoreductase
Exons: 3
Coding region: 1-807 (268 amino acids)
Molecular function (GO): oxidoreductase activity, acting on the CH-OH group of donors, NAD or NADP as acceptor
Source: RefSeq, a predicted model, not a curated record